Molecule: messenger RNA, 2736 nt
Organism: Phytophthora sojae
Lineage: Eukaryota; Oomycota; Peronosporomycetes; Peronosporales; Peronosporaceae
Exons: 2
Coding region: 1-2736 (911 amino acids)
Source: RefSeq, a predicted model, not a curated record
AUGGCGAGCCAGUCGGAUCUCCAGCCUGGAGUCGAGGAGAUAGCCGCAUUCGUGGACGACAGCGUCUUCACUCAGUUGAGCGCGAAACUGGGGGACGCGAAGGAAGGCAACGAGGGAGCACUGGAGAAGAAGCCUCUUCGCAUCGAUGAGUAUUUGAAAAAAUAUCGCGACGCGGGACUCCGGGUCUCUCAGAAAGAAUUUAAGGGAUGCUUGGAGGUGAAGAUCAGAAUCGUAUACGAGUACCCAGACGUGACGGUCGAUCUUGCGGAAACCAUUACGGUCAAGACGGUGAAAGACCUCCUGGCAAAGUUUUUUCCGGAAGACAACCCCCUCAUCACCAAGCUGGGUGAAGACGAAAUGAUCCGACUCUCGGAUGCGUUCACUAAAGUCACGUACGUCGGCAAGGCCCAAGACGACCUCGCAGAAUACCUGCGGGACUGCUGGAAAGAGUACAACCCUGCAAAGUACAAGGCGCCAUGUGUGGCGGUUGUGCAGAGUUCCGGCUUCGGCAAGAGUCGGACAGUGCGUGAGCUUGCGCUCAAGGCAGAACGAGAACCGAACUUGAACCUGAAAGUUUUGUACAUGUGCGCGCGUGUGCACCGAUCGACGGGGUUUCCGGAGGCUACGAGUAAGCUUCGUGAUUGGCUGUUUGACCCUGCCGCCUCCUCAGUGCAAGAGGUCGCCAGGCGAUUGAAGGCGAUUUACUGCUAUGCGAAAGAUCAUUGGGCGGACGUUCAGACGGAAUGGCUGGAGCUGUUUAUCGACAAUGCAACUGACAGUUCCGAUCCAGAUGGCAAAAUGGUGGUUCUGGUGAUCGAUGAAGCGAGAAGUCUGCUGGCUGAGGUGGAUGGCAAGAAGAACGAUUUUCGUAUGUUGCGAAAUGCUCUUAAAUCCGCUAACGAAGAUAUCGGCCCCGAAGGAGGCAUUUUCGGCGUGCUGAUUGAUACGAACUCGCAGAUCUCGGACCUGACGCCGCCUCUGUUGUUGGACCCAUCUUCUCGGAAAUCUGGAGGUAGUUUGGCACCGUUCGCGCCGCUUGUACUAGCUGAUACGAUGGACGCACACUGGGAUGACUACUUUGAAGAUGAAGAGAUAAACGAGGGAACCCAAGUUGCGGUGGGAGCUGAAGACGAAGAGAAAACGAAACAGCAAGAACGUGCUAAGAUAGCCAUGUACAAGACCGUCGUAACUGGAAGUGACGGUCAGGCCUGGGAGGCGUUGAGGCGCAUGGGCCGCCCGAUGUGGUACAGCACUUACCCCGAUCCAGCUCAUAAAGUUCGCGUGAUUGAUCUCGCGGCGAAUAAACUGCUACUGGGGAUUCCCCCUUCGCAAAAUGCGUACAACAAGGAUACCAUGUUUGGUGUCGCCUCCAUGCUUUAUCGACUGGGUGUUCGACCGCAUUCGACGUCGGCUUUGGCAUCUCGGGCCCCCGCUGACUUCAUGGCGAUUCUCGCGUAUGUGAACUUCAAACGAGAGGGUUACGUCACCAGCUACGCUUCGGACCCAGUGCUCGCCUUAGGAGCGAUGAAAGUGUGGUAUGAACUGAAAUAUGGUCUGGCAAAGUAUAUCCUGCCGCAACUCAAGAACCUCCUUUUGGAUGAAGCGUUGGACACUGGUGGAGUUGGCGAAAUUGGCGAGAUGGUUGCUCGCAUUCUGCUGCUUCUAGCGAUGGACAAGUGUGUUAUGGGGGACAAAGAUUUUUCCCAGUGCUACCAUACGAUCGGGCAAUUUGUACCGGUGCAGCAAUUCUUGAAGGUGCUACAAGGCAAGAAAAAGCUGCCGAUAUAUCUCAAGCGGAUGAUCAGCAAGGAGAAUUUGAGACCAGAAUUCAACAAGUGGUGCUCGAAGUGGGAGGGUUGGUACAUGGGGUUCACCCACUUUGUGCAGUUGCAGCUUGAGCCGAAUGAGGACACGCUUUGGUUUUUGCUGGGGCGUCAAGCUGCAGGUAUUUUCCCCCGUAACCAGUAUGGAGCCGAUUUGUUGAUCCCGAUGUUUAAGAAGAGAUCCAACAGCAGGCCAGUCGGUGGGGAGACAACGAGGGGUGAACAAGAGGAGCAGGAAGUGUUGAUGAUGUUGAUUCAAGUGAAGAAUCGUUCCCCAGUCGAUGGUGGGUUUUCCAGGGCAGCGACGGAGAAACUAUGCCCCUGGUUUGUGUUCGGAAAGAACAGUGAUGGGAACUCGUCAGCGGGGAAAUCUACCGGUGAAAUUGGUGGGCAUCCGAAACCGCUGAGCUCCACGGAUGUCCGUGAUACCAUUCGCAUCUACAUGAAUGUGCGCGGUAGAACGCGUGACGGCAAGUUCAUCUAUGCCACGACAAUGAAAGACAAUCUUAAGCCCAAGAAGAAAGGCAACGCCUCUGAGGUGAAGGAGGAGAGUCAGACGAUCGGGAGUCAGGCGAAGAAGCGGGCGAAGAUCGAGAGCAAUCCUGGCGUCUCAAGUGUGUCGAGUGUCUCGGAGGAGGAUCCUGUUUUCACGAUCUGCCUCCGUUUACUCAACAGGGUCACCUACCCGUUCCUGAGCGAGGACGUGGCUUCCAUUCUAUCAAACAUGGUGGAGUCUCAGUAUGACCCGCUGGGGCUUGUGGAGGGCGACCUGGACUAUCGCGAUGAAGAUGCAAAACGGAACGAAGACGCUAGUUCGUAUGCAAAGUUGUCGCUUACCGCGACGCGCGACAAGUUGUUGCAGAACGCCCGUAAAGCACUAGCGUACGCGCCGGGUGACAAGGAAGAAGAGUGA